Messenger RNA from Rhea pennata, 3261 nucleotides. RefSeq names its product COMM domain containing 2 (gene COMMD2). NCBI's taxonomy places the organism in Eukaryota, Metazoa, Chordata, Aves, Rheiformes, Rheidae. Bases 44 to 643 code for a protein of 199 amino acids. The transcript has 5 exons. The record is from RefSeq and is a predicted model, not a curated record.
AGCCGCAGCCCCGGGCCCCGCCGCUGCCUGGGCGGGCGCGGCGAUGCUGCUGGUGCUGUCGGAGGAGCAGCGGGAGCACCUGGGCUGCCUGCCCGGCCUGGGCGCCGCAGCCGUGAGCGAGCUGGGGCGGCUGGCGCUGGAGCUGCUGCGGCGCGGCGGCGCCCCGCGCGGCCUUGAGGCCGCUGCCAGAAAACUUGAUGUAAGCAUCGACACUAUCCAGCAUGGAGCAGAAGGGUUAACAUAUCUUCUCACUGAGAGCUCCAAGCUCAUGAUUUCUGAGAUAGACUUCCAAGAUUCUGUCCAUGUUCUGGGAUUCUCGGAUGAAUUGAACAAAUUAUUGCUCCAGCUUUACCUUGAUAACAGGAAAGAGAUCAGAAGCAUUCUUAGUGAGCUGGCACCAAAGCCUCCCAGUUACCACAAUCUUGAAUGGAGACUAGAUGUGCAGCUUGCAAGCAGAAGUUUGAGACAACAGAUUAAGCCUACCAUGACUAUAAAGCUUCACCUUGAUCAGAAUGGAGCUCAAACUGCCCAAGUGCUGCAAACUGACCCUUCUACACUUCUUCACUUAAUUCAGCAGCUGGAUCAAGCCUUAGGGGAAAUGAAAACAAACCAUUGUAGGAGAAUAGUGCGCAACAUGAAAUAGUAUUAAUCCAUGACUGUUGUCUUAUGAGGCAGUUUAUGAAAUGACCAGAAACAAUGUUCACAAAUACAUUUUGAGGAAAACAAACAUCUGGAUCAGGUGAAAAGCUUUCCUAUGCCAGGAUUUUGAGCCAGUAAUUAUAAGCUGAAUGUCCUCAGGUGCUAACUUCAUACAGCUGCCUGACAUGAGAUAGUUUUGUUUUACCUGCACAUACAGAAAUUCAGCAUGCUGUAUUUAGCAUUUCUUUAGCUCUAAAUGAGUAUACUUAAAGAACUUUUCUACAUUAAGUAGAGCUACUUCCGUAUUGUAUAAAGCUGCACACUUAUGUUUAUCAAGCAGAUUUUUUUUCUUGGUUUGCUUCUGUUUUGAAAUAAAAAUACAUGAACUAGAUGGAAAUGGUACUGUACAUGAAUGGUUCUUUCAUGCAUACAGCUACAAAUAUAGCUGUGGGAGUACAGCCUUCUUCCCUGAAAGGGUUCAGUCAGUGCAGAGAAUGGGUGUUGUACUGCCCUUCUACCCUUCUUUUCCUCCACCAACAACACUUGGAGGCUAUUGUCUUGGAAAUGUUUCUGUGAAGCAAUGGUAUACCAUGUCAUGAGAAAUUUGUUCCUAGCUUUCUGGUCUGACCUACGUUUUAGGAGAUCUCAAGUCUUGUUAGAUAGUGUUGUUCACCUGACCUUACAAAGCCAGUAAUGUGGAAGCAUUAGCUAGCUUUAUUAUAGUCAAGCUAUAUCCCCUGAAAGUAUUGUAGAAAGCCUGUUGGCUAAGUAUAAAUUAACAUACAACUUAUUUCUAUAUAUAGAAGUGAUCUGAAAAAUUGUAGAAACAAAACCCUGGGCUUCAGUGAUGAUUCAGUGAUUAGGCGAAUUCGGAAAAGUUUUAACUUCAGCUAAAUCUCAAUGUUGUUUAAACAUGUUUUGGCUUGUUUGCUGGUAGGUCUGAUUCAACAAUUUCUUUCUCCCAUGUAGAUAGUGUUUUUAAAGGAAACAAUACACUAAUUAUUGUGACAUAAUUGAUUUCUAUUUUUAAGAAAAAUAUCUAACACGGGUUAUACGAAAAGUCACCUUCUAGUAGUAUUCUAAUACAAUAUUUUAGUGGCCAAUGUUAUAUAGUUUCACUAAUUACUGUUUUACUGUCAUUAGUGAGGUGCAUCAUAAGUGUACUGCAGAGGACAAAUAGAUGAGGGAAUUUUGAUUUUGGCAGUAACUGUAUCUUUACCGUCUUUCAUAAUGGCAGGUCAUAAUGCCAUUCUCUAUUACUGUUUUCCCACUUUCCCAAAUGCAUUAGUUUCUUACUACUUUGCAUUUUUGUACCUUUUGGUAGGUAUUAUUUCAAACAAAACAUGGCAGAAGUGCUAUGAUCAGUAACAGAUAUCAUAACUUAAGAACUAAGUCAGUUUUCUAGAACAUAGAGCUGUUUAUUCUUUGCCUUCUUUAGAUAGCAUGGCUGUGGUGUAAACAAGCUUAAUUCUGUGUCAUGUAUAUGAAUUAGCUAAUAGUUUCUUUUUCUUAAAAUGUAAAGCUAUUAACAUGAAAUACCAUAUUUGGCCAUUUAAUAAGCAGAUUGUUGAGACCUUUGUUACAUUAAUUCAUGGUGAUAACAGGGAUUUCAUAAUUGCAGAGGUUUCUCUUGAACAUCUGGUGACUAAAUAUGAUUCACUUAACCCUGUCUGUUGGGGCUUCUCUGCCACAGCUCUGAUUUGAUAUAUUCCAUCAAAUGCUUUCUGUCUAUAUGGGAUGUGCAGUGGAAGAGUACUUUUUGAUAAAUUACAUUCUAUAUGUAAGAAUCUGUGCAGUUUGAUUGAGCUGGCUUUGCAUUAGUGAAGGUUUGGUCACUGCCUACUGUAUUUGAAUACUUUGUGAGAAGAUACAAGUUGCUACUUAUUUGUUAUUUUUGGGAGGAAUUAAGAGGGAUUUUUGCAUGUUGUGGCGCUUUCUUAGGAAACUUUAGUCCCAAUGCAGGUCCACUUUGAUGUUUUGCUGUUUUCUAAAAUAAAUGGGGAAGAAGAAUCGUGUGGGUUAAAUCUUUGAUAGUUUUGGUGGAGAGGAAUGAGUAAAUGUUUGUCAUCUGUUUUUUCUCUCCAUUUAUGUGGUAGUUCUAAAUAUAACCAAAUGUUACCACUUCACGCUUCUGAUUUGUUUUUCUUUGUAAUUGGCUUAUAUUUUAAAGUGAAAUACACGAACAGCCUAUACAUAGGCUAGCCAAUGUUUUUUCUUUACCAGUCUCUUUGGUAUAGCCAUAGUCCAGAACUCAGAACAACAGGAAAGAUUUUAGGGUUAAGUUCUAGAUUUUCAUAUUUCAUUUCCCUGUUGCCCAGUGAAUCUGAACACUUUUACCUAUUUCUUCAACUUCCUGAAAAAAGAAAAUGAGCUUCCAGAGUUAGCUGGCAUCAUGGCAAAUGCUGGCUGUUUCUCUGCAUGUAGUGUCCCAAAUGACACUUAGUGCUAUUGAUGUAACUCUACAGUUUUGAAUUACCAAUGUUGUAAUUAGCGUAUUUCUAUAAAAGCAGUUUUGUCAUGCAUUUGAAGCUUAAGAGUCUGAAAAAGCAUCUUCCACUUCAGAACCCCUUAAAUAAUAUUAAAAUAAGAAUUCACAUAUGGAUCUGGAUUUUUCAGCUUUAA